CCACACUUUAUCGGGGAACGCAAGAAAGAAUUAAGACAUUUCGAGGAAUCACAUUCUUAUGAUUGGACUCCGUUGAUUUCACUCGUUUCGGAGCUAUGAUGUCUCCACUUGUAUUAAUAUUGACUAUCAUCGUCGUGGUCUGUUCAAGCCCAGACCCUGUCAUCGGCCAGAUUACCUCUGGUCUGCAGAGUAUUUUGAAAAACACCCAUCUCAGCAAGGAUUAUGGCUAUCCAACCGAUAUAACGAGAGAUCUACUACCAAUCCCGGUUCACUCCCAUAAUGACUAUUGGAGAGAGAGACCUUUCUACACUGGAUUGUCCAAGGGUUGCACUUCUACCGAAGCAGACGUCUGGCUAUAUAAUGGGACCCUAUAUGUCGGGCACGAUCAAUCUGCUUUGACUCAUGAGCGCACGCUGGAAUCCCUCUACAUCAACCCGAUCCUCGAUAUCCUAGAACGACAAAAUCCAAAGAGCCCAUUUGUUACAUCGCCUACCCGAAAUGGCGUUUGGGAUACCACACCCGACCAGACACUUUAUCUCUUUGUCGAUGUGAAAACCUCUGGUCAUGAGACUUUCCAGGCCGUCAUUGAGGCUUUAGAGCCACUGCGCGAGAGAGGCUAUCUGACUACCCUGGAGGGUGGUACGAAUUUGACCAACGGACCGGUGACUGUCAUUGGCACAGGCGAUACCCCCUUAGAUAUGGUUGCCCCUGUUGCGAACCGUGACUACUUCUUUGACGCACCUCUGGCACAUCUCAACGAUUCCCAGUACACAGACAUCACUGGUUUAGUAUCUCCCAUCGCAUCUACGAAUUUCGCAGAGGCCGUUGGUAAGAUCACUAGGGACACAGAUCCAGUUCUGAACGAGGAUCAGCUCAAGGCACUUCGGGAUCAGAUUGCCACCGCGACGAAGCGUGGCAUUGGUGCCAGAUAUUGGAACACACCCUCUUGGCCGGUUCGCCAGCGGAACCUUGUUUGGAGAACACUCUUGCGUGAGGGGGUUACUCUACUGAAUGCCGACGAUCUCGACGCUGUUGUUGCAGAAUUUUAGGCGAGUCGAUGAACCAGUUCAUAGUAUAUCUGCACCAUCUACAUGUACCAUGAGAGUCAGGUUUGAAAAUAAAUAUUCAGGUUCAAACGGGGA
Penicillium brasilianum is the source of this 1142-nucleotide messenger RNA. NCBI's taxonomy places the organism in Eukaryota, Fungi, Ascomycota, Eurotiomycetes, Eurotiales, Aspergillaceae. The record is from the annotation of a GenBank genome assembly.